This is a messenger RNA of Zalophus californianus (California sea lion), 6919 nucleotides long. RefSeq names its product TBC1 domain family member 24 (gene TBC1D24). Bases 1045 to 2724 code for a protein of 559 amino acids. The record is from RefSeq and is a predicted model, not a curated record. The transcript is spliced from 10 exons. Lineage: Eukaryota; Metazoa; Chordata; Mammalia; Carnivora; Otariidae.
GGCUGUCACCGCGGCGGGGGCGUGCUGAGGGAGGGGACGUGGGGCAGGACUGCGGGGCCUCCGUCCGAGGCGGGGCGUGGGGGCCGGCCGUGGUGCGGGCCGGGGGUCCGGAGCCUGUGCGCCCGGGGUCCGCGGCCGUCCUCCCGUCCCUGCCCAGCCUCCCCGGGCCGGGCCCCGCGGACCGAGAGCCGGGCGGGGGGCGCCCGGGGCCGGGGCCCACCUCCGCGCCGCCCGACGCCCACCCCGGGGGCAGGGCCGGCGCCCCCCGACCCGCCGAGGUCUGCAGCCGGCCCAGGGCGAAGCGCCGGAAAGAGCUGUUCCUGUGUCACUCUUUUCUCGGGGGCACUUUCCGGCUCUGCGGGGUAGGAAAUCCUCUUCUGGACUCGAAAUUGCAACAGAUUCUCUGAUAACGUUCUGCCCUUGAAGACCUGCAACUGCUUUCCUCUCGGCCCUCUGCUUGCCCCAGGAUGACACGCCCGCCCACCUGCUGCCUAGGUAUCUAUCUACCCAGCCUCGGAGCCCUUGGCGUGGCUGCUGUGCCAGGCGGCAGCCGUCCUCCAGGCCUUGCCGGCAGAAGGAAGCAUUUCCGCAGGGCCCCGGGCACUGUGAUUUCCGAGCCUUGAGUACCUGCCCUUUGGGGAAGAGGCAUGGCUCAUGCGAGGUUCAGGCAAACGGAGCUGGACUUGGAAGCCCGGCCUGCCGGACUUAACACUGGAUCACCUCCUGCAUUAGCUCCUGACUCCCUUCUCCAGUCCUGACCCCUGACUGUGGAUGUGGAAGCAUGGCCUGCUUCCCCCUUCCUGGCCCCUUGGGCAUCCGCCAGGGCGGGGGGCCAUGGGGAGCAGGUGAACGUGAUCUGGGGAUGGAUGGUGGUGAGGGCUGCACAACCGUGUGAAUGCGCUUAAUGUGUGCACUCAAAAAUGGCUAAAAUGGGUAUGGGAUGGCAAACAGGUUAGCAGAAAAGCCUCUGAGAGGGAGCUGGGGAUUUGGCUGCUCCGUGCCCUGCCUGGCAGCCUAGGACUCCCUUCCUGGGCCCCCUACACCAUGGACCCCCCGGGGUACAACUGCUUUGUGGACAGAGACAAGAUGGACGCUGCCGUGCAGGACCUGGGCCCCAAGGAGCUGAGCUGCACCGAGCUGCAGGAGCUGAAGCAGCUAGCUCGCCAGGGCUACUGGGCCCGCAGCUAUGCCCUGCGGGGCAAGGUGUACCAGCGCCUGAUCCGGGACAUUCCCUGCCGCACUGUCACGCCGGACGCCAGCGUGUAUAGCGACAUCGUGGGCAAGAUCGUGGGCAAGCACAGCACCAGCAGCCUGCCCUUGCCCGAGUUCGUGGACAACACGCAGGUGCCCAGCUACUGCCUGAACCCGCGCGGCGAGGGUGCUGUGCGCAAGAUCCUGCUGUGCAUUGCCAACCAGUUCCCGGACGUGUCCUUCUGCCCUGCCCUGCCAGCCGUUGUGGCCCUGCUGCUCCAUUACAGCACAGACGAAGCCCAGUGCUUCGAGAACGCCUGCCGCAUCCUGGCCUGCAAUGACCCCAGCAGGAAGCUCAUGGACCAGAGCUUCCUGGCCUUCGAGUCUUCCUGCAUGACCUUCGGGGACCUGGUGAACAAGUAUUGCCAGGCGGCCCACAAGCUGAUGGUGGCCGUGUCCGAGGAUGUCCUGCAGGUCUACGCGGACUGGCAGCGCUGGCUGUUCGGGGAGCUGCCCCUCAACUACUUCGCCCGCGUCUUCGAUGUCUUCCUGGUGGAGGGGUACAAGGUGCUGUACCGUGUGGCGCUGGCCAUCCUCAAGUUCUUCCACAAGGUGAGAGCCGGGCAGCCGCUGGAGUCGGACAGCGUGAAGCAGGACAUCCGCGCCUUCGUCAGGGACAUCGCCAAGACUGUGUCUCCGGAGAAACUGCUGGAGAAGGCGUUCGCCAUCCGCCUCUUCUCCCGGAAGGAGAUCCAGCUCCUGCAGAUGGCCAACGAGAAAGCUCUGAAGCAGAAGGGCAUCACCGUCAAGCAGAAGAGUGUUUCACUCUCUAAAAGGCAGUUUGUGCACCUGGCCGUGCAUGCAGAGAACUUCCACUCCGAGAUUGUCAGCGUGAAGGAGAUGAGAGACAUCUGGUCGUGGGUCCCCGAGCGCUUCGCCCUCUGCCAGCCCCUUCUGCUCUUCUCGUCCCUGCAGCAUGGGUACAGCCUGACCAGGUUCUAUUUCCAGUGUGAAGGACAUGAGCCCACCCUCCUGCUCAUCAAGACCACGCAUAAAGAGGUGUGUGGGGCUUACCUGUCAACAGACUGGAGUGAGAGAAACAAGUUUGGAGGCAAAGUGGCCUUCUUUGGGACCGGAGAGUGCUUCGUGUUUCGGCUGCAGCCUGAGGUCCAGCGCUAUGAGUGGGUGGUCAUCAAACACCCAGAGCUGACCAAGCCCGUGUCCUUGGAGGUCCCUGCCACCCCGUCCCCACCCUGCCGCCCUGUGUCCUCUGACCCUGCUGACCGCCUCUCGCCCUUCCUGGCUGCACGUCACUUCAACCUUCCCUCCAAGACGGAGUCCAUGUUCAUGGCCGGGGGCAACGACUGCCUCAUCAUAGGUGGAGGGGGCGGCCAGGCACUCUACAUCGAUGGGGACCUGAAUCGGGGCCGCACCGGCCACUGCGACACUUUCAACAACCAGCCCCUCUGCUCUGAGAACUUCCUCAUCGCGGCUGUGGAGGCCUGGGGCUUCCAAGACCCUGACACCCAGUGACAGGCCCGCAGAGACGGUGACUGAGCCGUCACUGUGGGGUGGGGGUGGGGCAGGGGCCAGGCCCCCCCUUCAGGGGGAGGCAGUAAGUGAGGACCCCUGUGCCGUGGGCAGCGUCAAGGUGCAGCAGGGGCUCUGGAUCUGGGCGGGCCAGGGGAUGCCGGGACCUCAGAUGGCUGGGCCUGUCCCUGCUCAGACCUGCUCACACCUGCUGCCUCGAGCUUGGGCUCAGGCCCCAGUUGUCCUCUGUGGAGGCAUCUGGUGCUGGGGCCUAGAGGGGCCACGUCUUGCAGGCCUGAGUCUCAGACCCUUGGUGCAGGGGUGGGGACAAGAAAGGCAGAAGGAACCUUCCACGAAGUGUGGGGCCAUGGUGCCCCCUGCUGGUGCCUCACCGCCGCUCCCUAGCAGAGGCGUCUCCCCAGAAGAGACAGGCAUCCUGGGGCCUGCUCCUUGGCCUUGUCCCCCCUCCCCCCCCCCACAGCAGGAGUACCUGCCGGGGGCUUCUAACCCCAUGCCCUCCUCCCCGCGCUGGCCUCCAGUGGCUGCCUCUCCUACAGAAACCGCAGGGAGAAAGGGGAGGGCGGGAUGUGUGCUGAGCUCUGGGCCCCUCCUGAGAGAGGGCCGCGCACCAGUAUAAUGGGGGGCUGGAGGGGACAUCACGGCUUCCUGUGUUUCAGAGCCUGAGGUUUCUGCUGGGCCCCACUGUGGGUCCAUGCCCGAAGAGUCCGCCCAGGUUGGCCCAGGAUGGCCCAGGGGAGGGGUCCCUCUGCAGCUGACCCCAAACCAGCCAGCUCCAUGUCCAGGAGAAGCCCGGACCCGUGGGGGCUUCUUCAGCCCUCCUCUCUGUGCUGGGCCACCUCCACUCCCCGACAGUCUCUGCAGUGGCCCCAGGCUCCUGUCCAGACUGCUCAGCGUGGCAUGCUCAUCUUUGUCCAUCCCCACGCGCCCCAGGUUGCUAGGGUUGCCCCCUGCCCAGAUCCCUGCCACGUGCUCCUUCAUACACCCCUCUGCAUCCCUCACACAGCCCUGUAGUUGGCCACAUAACAUGGUUUUCUUGUGCCGCCUCUGCCCCUUUCCCUGCCUGGCCUGGCCCCACACAAACCCUGCAGACCGUAGGUGCCACAUGAAGACUUGUCAGGGAGUGGCCUCCCACCUCGUGACCUCCCUCAGCUGGUCCUGAGGGCCUGGGCACCUGGGGGAGGAGGGGAAGCCGACAGACACCCAAGCAGCCACGUGGGGCUGUGGCAGCCUGGGCCACAGGUGCCAGGGGUCCCGCCCCCCAGCCUGGUCCCCACAUGGCUGCAGCCAGCCCCUCAGCGUCCCCAUGUGCCAUGCCUCUGCUGUCUCUGUCUCGCUUCUCCUGUGAGGCAUUGGCUGUCCUCUGCCACCUACUCCAGUGUCCUCUGAGCCGGGCCACCAUGGUGCAGGAGGAAGGACCAGAAGCCCCAUGUUGUGGCAUUGGGCAAGCCACGGAUCUGUUUCUCCAACUGUAAAAUGGGGCCGGUCAUCGUGCUCUGCUGUCCCCACGGGACUGUUGAGCGGCUCUGAGGGGGACAGCAUGAGUCUCUAGUGAGAGGAGAGGCACGGGGAGGCAGUGUAACUGCUCACCUCCCCCCACUGCCACCCUUGCCCCCCCCUCCUCUGAGCCCCCACAGCCCUCUGUUGUAGUGCCCACUUUGGUGUUCAUUAAACACGGUCUCGUUACAUGAACUCCGAGGGUCCAAGUUUGGUCUCUUCAACCAGAGGGGCCUCCAGGGGCCCCCCUGGGCGCACCACCAAACGAGGCGGGUGCGCCUCUGAACGGGGUGGGCACCGGAAGCUGCACCCUCAUGAUGCCGGUCAGUCCAUCAUCAGUGGAAUGUUGCCUGCCUUGGAAAACGGUAUUCCAGCACUGUUUAUGCAGCUCCCUCUUGAGGGAGGCUGGGGGAUUCUUUGGUGAGUCUGGAGGAGUCUCUGUGGCUGCUCCUAAGGCCCUGCCUGGCCUUCCCAGAGGUCCAGCCCAGGAGGGCAGGUGCUGCUUAGCCACCACGUCUGUCUCUAGUGUGAGGUCUCUGUGUGCGCACAUGCAGCCCUCCGUUCCCUCGGCCGGCACGUCUGCUUCCCAGCUGUCCUGCUGAACAAAACGUAUGUGUGAUCAUCCCCUUCAUUUUUAAUUCCUAUUUAUUGUCCUUGUUACGUAUCAGGUGUUCCCAAAUAGAACACGUUUUGUUAAUACUCUCUAUCGUUUCUUAUUACCUAAAAUUUCCUAAGAUGUUAAAAAUAGCUAACAUUUUAUGGAAUUGCAUGACCAAUUAUCAUUCAGUUUUCUAGAAACAUUUAAAAGUUUAUUUUGAGGGGCACCUGGCUGACUCAUUCGGAAGAGCCUGGGACUCUUGGUCUUGGAGUAGUGAGUUCAAGCCUCAUGUUGGGUGUGGAGUUUACUUAAAAAAAAAAAAAAAGUUUAUUUUAAAAAUAGAAUAUAAUUUAAACCAGUUCAUUAAAUAAUUUGUUAAAGUGGACUUUAUGUCUUUAGGGCUUCAGAACAUCAGUUUUUCAAAAACAAUUUAUAAUAGUAAGUCAUUAGUAUUAUGAAUUUUUCAGUUUUAAUUACUGAAUUAAAAUUCGUAUUUCAGCUUUUCCUGCUUUUAUAAGCGGCAUGCUUAACUUUUUGAGUUUUUCAUGGCACCAUGUUUUAGAAAAUUCUGAAGAUUUCAGGCUUUCAAAUUUUUCUUGUUUCCUGAAGCCAUAAGGACUUUAUAGUCUCAAGUAUUUUAUAUUUAAUAGAUUCAAUGUUUGUAACUUUUAAUUUGGAAAUAAUUUUAGAUUUAAAAGAGAUGCAAAGAUGAUGCAGAGUUUCCGUAUUCCCUACCCAGUCUGCUGUGUGGAUACGGGGCAUGUAUCCCAGCAGAAAUGAAUGUUGAUAUAUAGUGCUGUUAACUACAGAUUUAAUCCAAUGCCUUCGGUUUUCCCACAGUCCUUUCUCUGUUCCAGGAAUAGAUUUAAUUUGUACACAUAUUUACAUUUUUAUUAAAUCCAGAAUAUCCUCAAAAUUCAGAAGACUAACCCUGGUCAAAAAAAAAAAACAUAACUAAUUGCCACAAUUAGCACAGUGAGGUGUCAGGAGCGGAUGCAUGUCUGGACUGUGCUGGUCCUCUGUCCCGAAUGUCUCAUUUGCUUGUGGAAGUUACCAACUGAAGCAGGAGUAGAGAGGUUGCCUCACCAGCACUUCACCCUACCAUGUGGAAGUUAGGCGGAGAAGUGUGUGGAUCUUUAAAAAUAAUUUGGUAUAAACUAAAUUAUGAUCCGGAGGCGUUAAGAUGGCAGAGGAGUAGAGGGACCCUAAGUUUGUCUUGCCCCCGGAGCACAGCUAGUUAUCAAGUCAUUCUGAACACCCAGGCAAUCAGUCGGAGAUCUGAGAGAACAAAACUGCAAGUCUGCAAGGAAAGCAACCCCCUUUUGGAAGAAACCAAUAUGGCACUGUAUGUUGACUAACUAAAAUUUAAAUUAAAAAUUAGGGUCUUCAUUCUGUCAGUGUCGGGUUGUGGUCAAGAAGUGAGGUACGGUGUCACAUGACUCAUGGCUACAGACGAAACGCCUCACGUGUUUGCAGACACGCUGUCUUGACUUGACCGUAUGGAAUUUGUUAACUCUGUGCUUGGGGCCAAGGAAGCAAAAUCAGUGGCCACUCUGUGGUGCAGACACACCAACUGUUAGAGACCUUCUGCUUCAGAUUGCUGAAUCUGCAGGUGUGUUCCCUAGCUGGCCAGCUGGUUCCAGCCGUUAGAGACACUUUGUCGAGAGGCGCCCCUGAGCAAGGGCGCCUGCAGGUUGGGUCUGCUCCAGGGGCGCUGGCAAUGACAUGGAGGUCCGGGAGUGGGCCCCUGCUCCAUUUCCUACUGAGGUAUGCUACCUGGCACAGGCCACGGUUUGCCAAAAGCUAGCGAGCUGGUGAUUAAGGAGGAGAAAGGGUUGUGUGAAUCACUUUACCUUUCCAUUCUCAUGUAGGGCGGUUAUUGGCUGAGAAAUGGAUUUUUACUCGACCGACACUUUGGAGCAUCUGAAUGAAGAAUCUGAAUGAAUGAAGUGAGACCAAGUGAAAAUAGACUGGGGUGUGGCUUGGCAGACAAAUCUAAGCUGGGAAACGUGAAAAUAAAUGAUUUAGUGACCUGGUUGGUCAGUGUUCCUUUGAGUCCUAAAUAAAAUGAAUGCCAACGAAUGG